AUGGGGCAAGCUGCAACUUUGCCCUGCAGAAGAGGGGGCACCUACGUUAUGGAGCUUUACCAAUGGUUUCGGAAGUUCAUAAAGGAGUGUCCGAGCGGGCUCAUCACGCUCCACGAGUUCCGACGGCACUUCUGCGAGGGCACGGUGGGCACGGAGUCAGCCGAGUAUGCUGAGCAGAUAUUCCGCACCCUGGACAACAACGAGGACGGCGUGGUGGACUUCCGGGAGUAUGUGACCGCCAUCAGUAUGCUGGUGGAGGGCUCCCCGAUGGAGAAGCUACGCUGGUCCUUCAAGCUGUACGACAAGGACAAGGAUGGCGCCAUUACACGGAGCGAAAUGCUGGAGAUCAUGCAGGCAGUGUACAAGAUGAGUGUGGCAGCCUCCAUAACCCAGCCCAACCCGUUGACCGCGGAGGAAUGCACAAACAGGAUAUUUGUCCGCCUGGACAAGGACAAAAACGCCGUCAUCACCUUGGACGAGUUCAUCGAGGGCGCUCUGGAUGAUGAAUGGAUCAGAGAGAUGCUGGAGUGUGAUCUCCACACUGUGAAAGUGGAGAGGCCCCUGAAGAACCCGGGGCCCCUCUAG
This is a messenger RNA of Conger conger (European conger), 585 nucleotides long. RefSeq lists its product as uncharacterized. Bases 1 to 585 code for a protein of 194 amino acids. Gene Ontology annotation, molecular function: calcium ion binding. Lineage: Eukaryota; Metazoa; Chordata; Actinopteri; Anguilliformes; Congridae. The transcript is spliced from 5 exons. The record is from RefSeq and is a predicted model, not a curated record.